AUGUCUUCAAUUUUGACUAAGGAUUUUUCACCACCUGACCCUUCCUCUUUCACUUCCACAUUAGCCUCAUCUACCUCACCAUCUGGCUCUUCAAAUCCUUCUUUAACACCUAAUGGUAGAACCACCACUACCCCAAUAAUGUCAAAUAGCAACAUCAAGUAUCGUUACGCUACCAGCACACAUAACUCUUCCGCUCAACCCUCAACAAACCAAUUUCAACGUGCAUACUACUCUUUCCCAUUAUUAGAUAGAAAUCACACACCACGAAAUAUUGCAGUAUAUUCGUUCUUAAUUGGGGCAACUUUUGGUGUGGGUAUAUCGGUAGCUGUUGGCUCAAAUACGGUGCCUCAAUUGGGUGGAUUCCUUACGGCGUUAGCCUUCUUUCAUAUCAUGGAGUAUUUGUUGACAGCUAUGGUUAAUGCGGAUAAAUUGUCUAUGGAUGCAUUCCUUAUACAUAAUGGUAUCUCGUAUCAUAUAGCACAUACUGCUGGUCUGAUUGAAUUUCUAAUAGAGUUAUAUUUCUUUCCGGAAUUGAAAAAAACUGAGUGGGCUAUUUUUAUAGGAGUGCUACUCAUAAUGAUAGGACAAACGGCACGAAGUCUCGCAAUGUGGCAUGCGAAGCACAACUUCUCUCACCAAAUUGCUUUUCAAAAACGUCGCGACCACGAACUAGUCACCACUGGCAUCUACAGCAUCUUACGACACCCUUCCUAUUUCGGAUUCUUUUAUUGGGCGGUGGGCACCCAAGUAUUGCUGUUUAAUCCUGUCUGUUUUGUUGGCUAUUGUGUGGUGUUGCAUCGGUUUUUCCGGGAUCGGAUUAAACAUGAGGAGUCGUUGUUGAUUAAAUUUUUUGGCGAGGAUUAUUUGGCGUAUCGACAACGGGUUGGGGUUUGGAUUCCAUUUAUCAAGUAA
Ambispora gerdemannii is the source of this 912-nucleotide messenger RNA. The record is from the annotation of a GenBank genome assembly. NCBI's taxonomy places the organism in Eukaryota, Fungi, Glomeromycota, Glomeromycetes, Archaeosporales, Ambisporaceae.